CUACCCCACAGAAAGCGCUGGAUCAGCCGAGCGCGUGGCAAACGAACGACGAGGCGCGCGCUUUCUAGGCGUUGGCAUGUGGCCAGCUGGAUCCAGUGAGGUUCAGACCGUUGGUAGACACGAUCGCGAGAGGUGUGACCAUCUGCGCAAGAAGGAACGUUGGUCCACUGUUGGAGGAAAGAUAAUUAGCAAAAAAUGAAAUCCGCCUCUUAGAAGAGACAGAUCGUCCAGUUAAAUUGAGUGGUGAAAAGUUUAUACAUUAAUUGACCUGGAAAGCAGCCCGGGCUAGAGUGUAUAAAGGAAGAGUGCAAACGAAAGUCACACGCAAAACAAACGAGAUUUUAGUGGGUCAUCUUGAGAUGCAAAAUCCCAUCACUUGGGCGCUUAGGUUGGAUCCUGUCGAUUUAGUCUGGCAGUGAGUGUUUAGUGAUUGGGUUGCUCGGGGGGAUCUCUUAUUGACUGGUGUUAGUGAUCGAUUGAAGUUAUCAAAAAUGCGAAGAGUCAAAAAGUUCCGUUUUCUACUGGUGAUUCUGAUAGUGAUUUGUGAAUUGAAGAGCUUCGCAAAUGGAUUUCUCAAUACUUCCAUGAUAGUGCCAGCACUUCAAAUGGUGUUCGGUUUAUCGGGACUGCUAGAAAUGAACUAUGGAGAUCCACUUUUAAAAUCGUCGUAUGACUAUGUGAUUGUCGGGGCAGGUCCUGCGGGUUGUGUGCUGGCUAAUCGGCUUUCGGAAGAUACUCGCAGGACAGUGCUUCUGUUGGAAAUCGGAAAAGGCGAGAUCCCCAUGUUUUCGGAUCCACCUCUGUUGGGACCGCUUUUGGCAUCAACGAACUACAAUUUUGGAUACCAAACAGAAGUGCAGAAAUACGGUUGCCAGGGAUUGCGCAACAAGAGAUGCAGUUGGGCGCAUGGACGAGGCAUUGGAGGAUCUUCGAUCAUAAAUAAUGUGAUCUACACGCGAGGCAGUAAAAAGGAGUACGACAGUUGGGCCAAAGCCGGUAAUACGGGCUGGGGCUGGGAUGAUAUGUUGCCCUAUUUCAAGAAGUUGGAAAAGUCGAACAUUCACGAUUUCGACAGAAACGGAUUCCAUGGUCACACCGGGAGGCUGUCGAUAGAGGAUUGUCCAUUUAGGUCUGAGAUUGCGGAUGCAGUCGUGAAAGGUGCCCAACAGGCAGGCUAUCGCUACUUGGACUACAAUGCGGGGGACUUGAUUGGGGUGUCAUACCUGCAAGCGCAUACACGCAAGGGUCAUCGUGCUACAGCUGGAAAUUCUUAUCUGAAGGACAUAAUUCACCGGCCGAAUCUUCACAUUCUGACUCGGUCGUGGGUCACCAAGGUUCUUAUGGAUACCAGAACCAAACAGGCGACGGGUGUUCGAUUUGUGAAUGGCAAGCGUAGCUACACAGUUUACGCUACUAAAGAGGUGAUUUUGUCGGCUGGGGCAUUCGAGAGUGCAAAGCUGCUGAUGCUGUCAGGUGUAGGUCCGGCAAAGCAUCUACAAAAGCAUGACAUCAAGGUGGUGCAGAACUUGCCAGUUGGCAAACAGGUGACCGAGCAUGGAGGCGUUUUUGGACCAGUGUUCAUAGUUCAUAACGAUCCUGAUGGGCUUCAUAGCUUGGAACAGCUGGCGUCGAUUGGCGAAAUUUCGAAAUUUAGGGAAGGACGAGGACCAAUGACAUCGAAUUCUGUAGAGACCUUGAUGUACAUAAAGUCACCUGUUGCCGAGGAUCCCGAUCCCGAGUUGCCGGACGUGGAGAUCAUGCAGGCUUUCAUAACGUUUGGUUUCGAUUCAUCUCCGUCUACCAAAUUUGCAUACCAGCUGAGCGAUGAGGUGGACGAAGCAUAUUUCAGGCCACUUAACAAUAUGAGGGCGUUCAUGUACCUGCCAAUGCUGCUGAGAGCCCGUGCCAAGGGAAAACUUCGUUUGAAAUCAACGAAUCCUUUCCACCAUCCGGACUUCAAAUAUCAGUAUUUCGAGGACGAGCGAGACGUUGAUGCGUUAGUGUAUGGCAUUUUGCAUGCAAUAAACGUGACUUCACAGCCCGCCUUCAAACACUUGGGUGUGGAAUUGUAUGCGAAGAAGGUUCCAGGGUGUGUACAUUUGAAAUUCAACACGUGGGACUACUGGCGGUGUCAUGUGCGAACCUUAACCGCUACCUUCCAACAUCAGGUGGCUACGUGCAAAAUGGGACCUGCCAGUGAUCCAGAGGCUGUGGUGGAUCAUCGUCUGAGGGUACACGGCAUUAAAAGGCUUCGGGUGGCUGAUGUGGGAAUUAUUCCCACUUCGCCUACUGGCCAUACUAGCGCGCACAGUUUUGUGAUAGGUGAGAAGGCAGCCGACAUGAUAAAGGAGGACAAUGGGGAUUAUGGGCAUAAGUCGUUGUAGGCUUAGUGUUCGAGUAGGUUUAGAAGUAACUAGCGUAGCGGCCAUCGAAGACAGUAAACAUAACUGCCAAAAGAAGGAAUGUUUUAUUGCUAAGUCUUCUUGUGAAAUAGCCCAUGAAAUGAGUGACAUUGGCCGAAGGCAAGCGAUGGCGAAUGUAUAACGAGUGUGUGUACCCCUCAUU
Molecule: messenger RNA, 2565 nt
Organism: Aedes albopictus (Asian tiger mosquito)
Lineage: Eukaryota; Metazoa; Arthropoda; Insecta; Diptera; Culicidae
Product: glucose dehydrogenase [FAD, quinone]
Exons: 4
Coding region: 492-2384 (630 amino acids)
Molecular function (GO): oxidoreductase activity, acting on CH-OH group of donors; flavin adenine dinucleotide binding
Source: RefSeq, a predicted model, not a curated record